Molecule: messenger RNA, 5100 nt
Organism: Symbiodinium sp. CCMP2592
Lineage: Eukaryota; Dinophyceae; Suessiales; Symbiodiniaceae
Source: the annotation of a GenBank genome assembly
AUGGCCUCGGCACAGCAGCGUGCGCACCGUCGUCAGCAUUCUCCGGCUUCGUUUUGUCUCUCCCUUGAUGUCGUGGGACCGUUUGUGCGUGUGGCAGAUGAUGUCUCGCAUAAGCGUCGGUAUGCACUGGUAGGUGUCCUCGUGGUCCCUGUCGAUGCGCAGGGUAAACCAGUUUUGGGUGAAGACCAAGAGCAGGCUUCGGGUGAGGAUAAGGAUGCUUGCGUGCGGGAUGUUGAUCCUGACUUCGAGGAGCUUCAGAAGGACGUUGAUGAGUGGUUCGGUGCUCUUGCGGAUGAUGCUUCCGAAGUCUAUGAGGGUCCUGAGGCCCUUUGGGAAGGCGAAAACUUGGAAGCUGAGGUCCCGCUGGAAGGUGAACGAUUGGACGCUCCAGAGGUUGGAGGUCCUGAGGAUGCGUGGGCUAAGCAGCAAUCCGAUUCUGAAAAGGAGGCUGAGGGCAUGGCGUGGAGAGAAGUUGUUUUUGUGGAGCUGUUGGAUCGUAAGACCCCGCAAAGCGUGUGCUUGGCGGUUGGCCGUAUUCAUGCUCAACUUGUGGAGCUUGGCUUUCCAUUAGCUCGCAUUCAUGCUGACGCUGGUACUGAGUUUACUGAUGAGCGUCUGCGGGAGUAUGCUGCGUCUCGCGGUAUCCUCCUUACACUCGCCCCUCCCACCGAGCAUGACAGUAACGGUAGAGUUGAGAACGUCGUCAAAAGACUCAAAGUCCAAGUACGAGUGUAUUUGCAGCUGGUGGGUAAUGAUACAUCUAAGUGGGCCCUGGCCUUUCGUGCGGCGGCCGCCACAUGGCGAGCCGAUACCUUGAGGAAGUUUGGUAUGGCGGUUAAACCGAUAGUGCCGUUCGGCACCCGGACCCAGGUUUUGGUUCGACACUGGCUCAGGCGUCGGCAUCGAGAAUGGCAUAUGCGUGCUACUCCGGCUGUCGUUUUGGCACCGGCCACGUAUGUGAGACAAGGCUAUGUCGUCAAAGUAGGCAACAAGCUUUCUGUCGUUAGUAAACUUCACUUUGGCGAAGAAUCGGAUCUGCAACUUUUCGUUGGCAAGGGCUUACCUCCGAUUGCCGAGCCCGGGGCCGUGAGACGGCGCAUGCGUGGCAAGGUAACUCCCUCUCCUGCAUUUCGGAUUUGGGGUAAGCGGUCUUUGCGAGCUUUGCGCGAGAGACCGGGGCCAGGGAUUGAUGAGGAUGCUCAGGCGGCCCGGUUGGCAGAACAGGCCGUGGUGCACAAGGACACGUCGAACGAUUAUGAGUCGCGUUCCGGUUUGGUGCCUUUGCAGGUUCCGGAGCGCGGUGAAGUUGAGGUUGUGUUGAGUUGCGUGAAGCUUGGUUGUGAUGUCGACGUGAGCUUGGUUGAUAGCGUUCAGGCGGUCUCGGACAUGAGUUUGGCUGUGCGUGAUAAGGGUGCGGUGGAUCUUGGCUUGACCUUGGAUGAUAACUUGGUUGAAGCGUCGUGCCCCAUGGAUGAGGCUACCUUGAGUUGUCUUGGUGACCAAACUUCUGCUCAAGUGGAUGGCACUGGGAGUCAUGUUGAUGGUCCUUGCGCUUGGUUGCUGAGUGGUGAAACUUUUGAUGCAGCUGACCGUCAGGAUCAAGAGGAUGAUGCUGCUAGCGUGUGUAGUUGGCAUACCGCGUCUGAAGGUGAAGUUGAGCAAGCUCCAUGGGACUUGUCAGAGCUGACGGCUCACAUUGAGGAGCUUGAUCGUGCUCAGUUGAGGUUGAGCGGGUUCGCUGAGGACCGUUUGGCGCGUUGGCUUGAGCAUGCAGGUGGGAGUGAGGCCGUUGCUACUUUAGGCGAUACGGACUUGGCUGAGGUCCAAGGGGCAUGGGAUAGAGUCCACGAGCUUCGCGAGGAACUGAAAGCUCUAACUGCGGUUGAGGUGUCCACGCGUGCGUCUGAGGAUGAUGGUACAGACACGGUGCUGCAGACCCGAACUGUAUCUCUGCCGGAGGUCCUGGCGAACUGGGAAGUUUGGGAGCAUCCUGCAAACAAGGAGAUUUCGGCCUUGGUGGAUGAGAAGCGCGCCUUGAUUCCAGUUGAUUGGAAACAAGUGCAGCGGUGGAAAGACUCUGGAAAACGAGUAAUCACCAUCCCUGCUAAGGCUGUGUGGACAAUUAAGGCUCCGGAUGGUCGGCAUAAAUGUCGAAUAGUGGCGUGUGGAAACAUGGCACCCUCGAAGGAUGAAAGUCGGCAGGAUCACAAGGAUGCUGUGUUUGCCUCUUCCCUUGAUGUCACACACCUUCGAUGUGCCUUGGCAGUAGCUGCGAGACGUUCCUAUGAGAUAGCCAUCACUGACAUUAGGACCGCAUUUCUUAAUGCGGAGCUUUUACCGAGGGCGAGGGCCAAGGCGGAGCAAGCCGCUGCGGCGGCUGCGCAGGGAGAGAGCGUACCAAUCGAUGAAAUCGUGAUCUUAAUCCCUCCGCGUUGUUUGGUGCAGCGGGGCUUAGUCGGCAAAAACACCCUUUGGCAGGUGGCCAAGGCGAUUUACGGACUUGACACUAGUCCUAGAGACUGGAGCCUGAGUCGAGAUUUCUCGCUGAGGCGGGUAGUCGUGAAGUAUAAAGAUCAGGAGCUCAGAUUGUUUCAAUCGUUUGCGGACCCCAAUCUCUGGCUUAUCGCCGAGAGCGAACCGGAGUCGUACAUUAAAGACCUUGCGGAUCGGUACUCCCAUGAGCUUCAGAAGGUUAAGCAUUGCGGGACCCCGUUGGGACCAGGGGUAAUGGAGCCGGAAGCAGUGGAGAACAUUGACAGCAGUGUACUUCGUAAGUGUCAGCGUUUGAUUGGCGAAAUCCUGUGGGUCAGUGUGCGUACGCGUCCAGAUGUGUCGUUUUCGAUAUCCAAACUUGCGCAGUGGAUGAAUCGUGACCCGUCCAGAACUUACCAACUGGGGUUGCAUGUGCUUGCUUACCUGGUUGAUUCUGCGAAUGUUGGAUUGGUGUACUUGUGUUCUGAUCCGAGCGGCCCAAGACCGGGACGAAAGGAGGUUGGAUGUAACAACCUGCUGGAAGUGCUCACGGACAGUUCAUUUGCACCGGAUGCGUCACGCUCUAAUGAAUGCUGCUUGUUGUUCGUUGAAAACUGCCUUGUUGGAUGUUGCUUUGCACAGGCUCAUGUCUACCUCUUGGCGGAAUUGGCCCAGAAAGUCGUUGAGAAUCAAAGCUCGCACGAUGCGCGAGCGGCCAUGACUGCUUUUGUGACUUUGCCUUUGUACAGUUCUUGUCAGUUUUACCUGGAUGGAUGGAUGGAGGGAUGGAUGGAUGGCGCUGCUGUUGCCGCCUCCCGCGUCGCCGUUCUGCCCAGCCGUAUCGCAGAGCUGACGCAGCUGGCGACCUAUGUUUUCGCCGGUCCAUCCUCCGAGAAGAGAGGGGAGGCCAUGAGUCGGCUCAUGGUGGGUCCGGCCUCCUUGGCCAAUCAUGGUGCCGGAGAUCAGGUGAACUGCGAUCUUCACGUCAUGGAGGAGGGGAGCACAGCGGAGUUGCGCACACGGCGCCGCAUACAAGCAGGAGAGGAGCUCUUUAUCUCCUAUGGGACGGAAGAGUGGUUCUCCGACCGGGGACUCUCCGCCUCGGAGGAGGUUCGCGAAGGCUCAGGCGAAGAAGGAGGCACAUGCGUCAGCCACGUGACGGCCGACCCGAACUCUUCAGGACUCGUGGCCUCUCGACGUCUGCCAGCAAAGGAGCGCUUGGUCUCCUCGGCCUUCGUCCUUCCGACCGCCUUUGCCACAGCACUGGAGGGAAGCCCCGGCGCGAGGGAUCUCCUGGCCGGGGAGGUGUCCAUCCUUCCCGUCGCCUUCCCGGGGCGGUUCACGGCCGAAUCGUCGACUCGGCGCGCCAAUGCCGAGCUACAGAUUCGAGUCGAUGGACGUCCGCUCACGCAGGAGCCAGUCGAGGCGCAAGCGCUUGCCGACUCGAGCAGGCUCCGGCUGGAAGUUCUUGUGACGAUAUCGACAGCAAUAGAGGAGGGCGAGCCCAUCGUGACAAAGCUUUGCGACAGAGGCUGCCCGGAGCUCUUCCCCGUUGCGUGGGGCACCGAUCUACACGCGGCCAGGCUGCGCGCCGCCGACGCCGGUGACGUGGAGGCACAGUUUCAGCUCGCGCAGCUGGCGCGACUCGGCUCGGAGGCCUCAGAGAAUUCCUCCAGCGAGGCUCUGCUUUGGUAUCGGAAGGCAGCCGAGUCGGGUCACGUUCCCGCUCAGUUGCGUCUUGGGGCGUUGCUGCACGACGGGGACAGACACCGCGCGCCGGACCCCGCUGCAGCCGUGGCCCUGUACCGCACUGCUGCAUCUGCGGGCUCUGCCUCUGCGCAGUUUCUCCUGGGUUUGGCCUACAGCAACGGGGCCGGGAAGGGAUUGCAGUGGAGGGUUCAUGGCUUCGUUGUGGCCCAGAAAAGAUCUGAGCACUGGCUGGACGGCGUUGAGGCCGACUUGUCUCAAGCUGCCCACUGGUUCAGUCGCGCCGGAAGACAGGGCAGCCAGAGCUUCGCAAAGGCGGACAAAGCCAUGUACAACCUCGCCGCGGCCUAUCGCGAGGGCCGGGGAGUCCCACGAGACGUGGAGCAGGCUGUCGUGUGGACGCGGCGAGCAGCAGAGCUCGGCCACACCAAAGCCAUGUUCAACCUCGCCGUGGCACUGAGCCGGGGCGACGGGAGUCCCAAGAACGUCUCAGAGGCGAUCGGAUGGUAUACACGUGCAGCCGAGCAAGGUCAUGUCCUCGCGCAGUACAACCUAGCCUAUGCCUACUAUGUGGGAACCGAUCUGGCACCCUCGGAUGUCGAGUCGGCAAGAUGGUUUCGAAGAGCUGCAGAAGGAGGCAGCAAAGAAGGCCAGUUCAUGAUGAGCAAGCUGUGUCGACAAGGCCAUGGCAUGGCCGCGAGCGAGGAGGAGUCUGUAUCAUGGCUCCGGCGAGCUGCAGGACAAGAUCACGGCCAAGCACAAUACGAGCUGGCCGUCGCUUUAGAAACAGGCCGUGGUGUGCCACAGAACCAAACGGAAGCAGACUUCUGGUACCGGAAGGCUGAAUCCGCCGGAGUCCGCCGCACUUCUCGAGGAUUCUAUGGCCUUCUUGGGCGCCUUUUCGGGAGGACCGAGCUGUGA